Dalotia coriaria is the source of this 1842-nucleotide messenger RNA. RefSeq names its product NADH dehydrogenase [ubiquinone] 1 alpha subcomplex assembly factor 2-like. The coding region runs from base 206 to 625 and encodes 139 amino acids. The record is from RefSeq and is a predicted model, not a curated record. Gene Ontology annotation, cellular component: membrane; mitochondrion. The transcript has 2 exons. Lineage: Eukaryota; Metazoa; Arthropoda; Insecta; Coleoptera; Staphylinidae. Gene Ontology annotation, biological process: mitochondrial respiratory chain complex I assembly.
UCUAAAUAAUAUUCCAUCACAAGAAUAACAAAAUAUUCUUGAAUAUUAACCAUUAUCAACUAGUUAUUUACCUGAUCAGGGCUAUAUCAAUAAUAUCUUGAUUUAUUUACGCAUCGCACACCUCAAAGUACUUAAAAUACCUCCCUCAAGGGCAUAGAUUGUUCUAGGAUCAAAUUAUUCGAUUGUUUGAUUUUUAUCUUUGGUUAUGGCCCAACCACCAUCCAGAAGCAUCAUAAUGAUGAUAAUCAACAACUUUAUCAACUCAAUCAAACCGCGACAAAUCCGCGGAACGCUCAUUGGCAAGGAUUAUUUUGGCAAUAAAUACUACGAAAUACCUGCAGAUCCAAGCAUCGGCAAACGCCGCACUAACAGAUGGUUUGAACCCACAAUGAAAGACAAUUUUGAUCAAGAAAUGCCAGCAGAAUGGGAGGCAUGGCUGAGAGGACGGCGCAAGUUGCCUCCCAGUGAGGAUGAGGUCAUGAAAAGCGUUGCGUUGAUGGAAAUGAAGAAGCAUAAUGCCAUUGAGGUGGAUGCCAAGGGUGGCAAGAUGACUCCAAUGGCAAAAGGCAUGGAAACAUUUCCACAUAGACCUGACUAUGAAAGAAUACCUGGAAAAGGUAAGUAAAUAUUAGAAAAAAAUGUAAAUUACUAAGGGGAAUUUCGAAAAUGAUGAAAAUGUUAAUAAUUUAUACAAUUAAAUGUUAAAAUUUUUAUGAUAUUCUGUUAUACAACGCAGUUUCGUUGAUUUUUUCCAUUUUUUAAAAAUAAUUUAUCUUUUUUGUAUGAUUUUCACUGAAAUUAUAAAGAAAACAAUAGUUUUAUCUUUAAAUUUUGAGGUGUUUAAGUGAAAACUAAAGAUUUUAUUAUGAAAAUCUUUAAAUUUCAUCCAAAAAGUUCAAAAACAAAAAAAUCUCCCCUUGAAAUUCUAGUACAACUAUAAAAUUACAAUAAAUAUCGUUGUAAGUCCUUGUAAAUAGUAAAUAAAAGCCUUACUUUAUAUAUAAAGCUUUUAUUGUUGUUUUUAACAAAAGUUUGCGUUUGUUCCGAAGACAAAAACAAAAACAUUUCGACUCUGUAGAGGAAUCAACUCAAACUCACCAGUUGUGGGGUUUUACAAGAUGCACCAGAGACGCACAAAUAAAUGCAAACGUAAAAAUAUCGUCUUUUCAUUUUGUUCAGCAAAUGCUAAUCAACAGAAAAAAAAACCUGCGUUCAACGUUCGAAAUCGUUUCAAUUUCAAGGACUCUCCCAAUAUCUGCUGCGUUUAUCAACAGGAAUUUGAAUAAGUUUUACGUGAAACGAGAAAGCAAUGUUCAAGGUUGCGGCAUUUUCAGUUAAAACCAAACUUACAACAGAUAACUGUAAAGAGCACGAACCUUCAUGAAUUCAUGAACAAAUUUCAUUCAUAUAUUCAUAAUUCCGAUUGAUUCAAGGCCCGCUUACGUAAUCGCACAAUGCGCACUUCAAACAUCGCUUAUCAUUGGGAGAAUUCGUGUCGGCGACGUCCGUGACGAGACCAAAUUGAUGGUUUAUUUAUUUGUGCGAGCAUAAAAUCCGCCAUCUCAUCCUGCGCAGCGCUAGGAAACUGAUUUCGAACAUCAAAUUACAUAAAAUAUCAACGUGUUCGACGAAAUUCCAUCACUUCAAUCAUCGUACAAUUAUCAAGUUUUCUCGUUUUUAUCGUGUUUAAAUGUUAAAUUUUUCAAAGUUUAGAGUUACUUAUCGGCUUAUUAUACCCUUUACAAUCAAUAAAUAAGUUUUGUUUUUGUAUAUAUCUGUGUUACUGUCACGUUCUUGUCAUUCUUCCAUAACUUUUGGCUGUUGGCUGCAUCGUUUUUAAAU